AUGUUAAAAUUAGAUCAAUAAGAAUUAAUAAUACAGAGAAUAAAAUCAAAAAAGCCAAUAUUCAAGACAGUAGGUGAAAUAGAGUAUUAAAUGUAUUAAUAUCUUUAGACAAUUUCCUAAGUUAAUUAAAAGUAGAGAAGCAAUUCAAAAAUCGAUUUUAUCAUAAAUUCAAAGAUCAGUUUCAAAUAUUGAUAUGGAUCCUUUGACAUAUGGAUAAAAAGAAUUAAAAGAUGUUAUGAUUUAAUUGGAAGAAUAAUUAAAAACUGUUUUCUUGCCCUCAUUAAAUUUAGAUGAGAAAAAAAAAUCAAAAUUUUUAAUGAAAUAGGAAUCUAAGUAAUUAGAUUAUGAAGAAAGCAAUCAUCAAAAGAAAUAAAGAGUAGAUAAAAACAAAUGUAGAAAAUGCAAAUAAUCAACUAUUCCUAUGAUAUUAAAUUUAUUACAACAAACAGAAAACUAAGACACAAAUCCUCAUGUUACAAUGAAAUCUAUUAGAUAACAAAUAGUAUAAAAAUCAUAGAAAAAAGAAGAAUAAUCAGAAUCUAAAGUUCCCUAUAUAGCUUUUGAUUAUUCUGAUCGAAUUAUUAUAUGUAAAAGAUGCAGAUUUAAAUUUCAUGCUGAAUGUGUUUCAGUACUUGAUAAUAUAAAUGAUUGGAUUUGUGACUAUUGUUUAGAUAGAAUUUAGGAAUUAAAAAGAUCAAAUUAAUGGGAUUACAUAAACAAUAAACAAUUGAAAUAAUAGAUAUGUCCAACAUCUGAAUAAAAAAAGAUUAAUUUAUCAUUAAUAGAAAAAAUUUAGAAAAAAUAAAAAAUCUUUAUUAUUGAAGAAAUGGAAAUAACUCCAUUUAAACCUAUUGAUUAAAUAUCAGAUUUUCUAAGGAAGUAUCCACUUUAUAGAGGUUAGAAUGGAAAAAUAAAAUAUCCUGUUUUAGAAAAACUAGCAUUAGAUUAUCCAGAAGUCUUAGAAAUUAAAUAAAAACCAUAGCCAUAUAUGAUAAAUUCAAAUUAGGUUGAGGAUAUUCUUAAAAUUUAAACAAGUUAUUAGAUUCUAUUUCCUAAUUGCUAAACACCAUAAAAUGUUAAUUAAGAUUAUAUUGAAAAAAAUUUCUAUGAAAUUCUUAUGAAUUUGCUUACUGAAUAUUUUAAUGAAUUUAUGUUAUCAGAUAUAGUCAAAUUUGAAAAAUAUUGCGAUUAAGCUAAUAUUUAAGCAAAUGCUUUUUUAGAAUUAAUGAAUUAUUUAUAUAGCCAUUAAGAAAAUUAAAUGAAAGAUUUAAUAAAGAAAACAUGGAUAGAAUGUGUUAUAUAAAUUGAUUAGAUAAUUAAUUUUGAUGAUGAAUCAAAUAUUAAUAAAAUUGAUUUUAAUAAUUUAGAAUUUUUAGAUUAAAUAAACAUAUUAAGUAUUUUAACUGAGGGUUUGUAUGAUUUGGAUAAAAUGAAAGAAUAAAUUAAAUAGAAAGAUUCUUCAACAAAUUACAGAUAAUGUAAAAUUUCAAUUUAUAUUAGCUCAUUUAAAAAUAUUAUUUUAGCAGAAUUAAUCUGCAUACAUAAAUUGUGGAACAUAUCUUGGAUAAGAUGCUGAUGAAUAAUAAUAUUUUUAUUUUACUUAUGUUCCUAGUUCUAUAUUUGUUGAAACUAUGACAGGUUGGGGUUAAUAUACUUUAUCUGAUUUAUCUGAAUUAAUUAGUUCUUUGAAUAUGUAAGGAGUUAAUGAAUCAAACUUAAUUGAAAAUCUAGAAUUAAUAAGUUAAGUUAAACUUUUUGAUAAUACAACUCCAAUAAAACCCUAGAGUAGAUUAAUUUAAAGUAUUUGUAAACCAAUAAAUAGAAUAGUAAUAUAAUCUAGAAAUUAUAGAAGUUAUUGAAUAGUUUUUACAAACUGAAGAGACAUAUACCAAAUAUUUACAAACUAAAAAUUUAAUUUGGAUAGAAAAUAAUUAAAAGUAAAAUUUUUAUCAUUUAUUGAAAAAUGAGAAAUAGCUUUAAUCUUUAGUAGAAGCAUUAAAACUAUUUUUAAAUGGUUUAUUAUUGCUAAAAUCUAAUGAUGGAUAAUAUGUAAAACCAUUUAAAAUUUUUAAAUAAAAUUUUGAACUUGUAAACUUAUUAGCUAUUUAUGUGGAUAAUGCAUCAUCUUAAUAUAGUAUUUAUAUAUCUUUAAUCACUUUGAAUUUAUUAUUAGAAGAUUAUCAACAAUAUCAAUAAUAAAAAGAAUUAAAAAAUAAAAGAAAUCAAGCAUAACGUAAAAUUGCUUAAAAAGUUACUUAAAAAGAAAGUAAAUAAAUUAAAAAAAAGUCAAAAUUAAAACCAAUUGAAGAUGAAUCAAUUGAAUAAGAAUAAAGUCCUUAAUAUCUUAGUAGCUUAGCUAACAAAAGAGAAAAAAGAGAAAAUGCUGGGAAGAAGUACUUUUAUGAUUUUAUAUUUUUAGUCCAAACAUCAAUUUUGAUUAAUAAAUGAAAAAUCAAAAGAAGAUAUUUUGUGCGUCUUGUAAGAAGUAGUUUUUAUAGGCUUCUUAAAGCGUUCAAUGUUCCAGAUGUAACAAACCAUUUCAUUAAGAAUGCUUAUAAAUAAGAAAAGACUAUUGUAAGAAUUGUAUGAGAAAUAACAGUAAGAAAUAAAAAUGAG
Messenger RNA from Paramecium sonneborni, 2616 nucleotides. Lineage: Eukaryota; Ciliophora; Oligohymenophorea; Peniculida; Parameciidae. The record is from the annotation of a GenBank genome assembly.